Molecule: messenger RNA, 5637 nt
Organism: Megalobrama amblycephala (Wuchang bream)
Lineage: Eukaryota; Metazoa; Chordata; Actinopteri; Cypriniformes; Xenocyprididae
Gene: entpd5a
Product: ectonucleoside triphosphate diphosphohydrolase 5a
Exons: 13
Coding region: 2742-4109 (455 amino acids)
Biological process (GO): nucleoside diphosphate catabolic process
Cellular component (GO): membrane
Molecular function (GO): UDP phosphatase activity; GDP phosphatase activity
Source: RefSeq, a predicted model, not a curated record
AAGUUUAAAAGUGUUCUGCCAUUGUGUUGAAAUUACCCACCAUUCUUUGAAUGAUCUAAUUUUGUGUUUUGUAGAAGAAUUAAUAGGUGAGGGUGAGUAGGCCUAAAUUAUGACUUUAUUUUUGGGUGAACUAUUACUUUAAAAAGCAAUGCAUAUUGCAUAACGAAUAACACAUUCACUUCAUUUGCGCAUGAUCAAACCUCACAAUUUUGUUGUCAUAUUUUUGUUUUGUGCACUAUAAAUAAUGUAGAUUAAAGGAUGCAUUGCGCAUUCUACUGGGCUGGCAAAGAAUUCUUUCAAAUUAUAAUUGUUUCGUUGUGGCAAAACAUGUUCCAGCCAACAUUGCAUCCAACAAUGGUUUUGAAUGUGUCAGGCUUUGGUGCUCAUCAUGGCUUAUUUUUAUUACAUCAGUUAAACAAUGUACUGUAAUUGCCCUGCUUUAUGCCAUAAACACUGUUUAUGAUGUAUUGUGAUAAUUCCAUGGAUGUACAGACUGCCUUGUCAGUAAUUUUCUCAGUUAUGUGUGAACAUAAGUGCUCAUUUAGAGACCAAAAUAAAAAAAAAAAUACAAUAAAAUAAAAAACAUCUGAGGGUGUAAUGUAGUCAACAUAUUGUGCAGUGCCAUAUAGACCUGUCCAGCCUGAAUGACAGGAAUCCUCAUGAAGCAUUGCAGCCUGCAUAUAAUGAUCUUUUGCAGGAUAGUGAGUAAUUUUAUGACACUUACAAGCCAGCCACCUAUUAAAUCAGCUCAUAGAUGCACUAUACUGUUGCUAUGGCAUGGUUGAAAGUGUUCUCUUAACUUGUCAGAAGUCAAUAUGAGGGCCUGCACAUGCAUGCUUGGCACGGGAAAAAGACCAUAAUGGGGUACCGCAGUUUGAAAAAAGAAGAAAAAGAGGAAAGAAAGUGUAAUAUUUUUAGUUCCAAAUUACAACGUUGGAACUGUUGCUUUGCUCAGCCGACUGUCCGUGGACUGGAAUGGCAUGAUGGGAGCGCAGCCACUGCCAAACUCCACCCAGGUCCCCUCCCUCCUUCCCUCUGCCCUCUCCGUGCUUCUCAUCUCCCCUCUAGGCACUAAAUCGCAGACCUGGCUCCACCGCCCCUUAUUUCUGCUUCUCCCUGUCCCUCAGCUGGGUCUCACCGGCAGUGGCAGUGAAAGCCAUUCUUAACUCGAUGUGCGGUGAACCACUUUCAUUAGUUGCAUGUGAAAGAGAAAAAGACAUGUCAUCGUAAUGCAACCCUUCCGUUGGGCCUGAAUUUUUGAGGAUUGCACAACAAUUCAUCUAAGCAACCCUCCUUGAUGUGACACCAAUGUUCACAGAGUCGAGAAAACUCCUCAAAAACCAUUCUGUUCAGGUCAUAUGAGGUUUUCAUAUGAGGCGUCUGCUCCUGCAUACAAGAUUUGAUCACAUACAUGCUUUUUGUCUGUCAAAACCAAUAUAGAAGAAGCUUUGCAAAACUUUCACCUAAGAAAAUACAGUCACUCAUAUGCUUUCUCUCUGUAUAAUCCUAAAAUAUGUUCUUGCCUAGCUAAAAGUCUUUGCAAGGAGGUUUAAAAAUGUAGUCAAUUUAGUCAUUUACCUCAGAAACGGUGAAGUGUUUUGAGUCUAAAGUUUGACCCUAAGUGUCCUGGGUACCGGAUCUUCCACUACUCUGCGGGCACUGAAAGUACACAGACACAGAAGUUUGCCAUCUGCCGUGCCAAAAUACCUGGCAACUGAUGUGAAAACAACACAAGAAUCAUUUGUCUACCCUAUGUUUGAGCUCUGAAGUUUAAUGAUAAUUAUGCUAUUUUAUAUCCUUGCCACAAGCUCCUACAAUAAAUUAGAUAAUGUCUACAUCUCUUUACACCUCUUUUAAAGCAAGCAAAGGAGGGAAAAGCCCUGUUUUAGAAAUUACGAGACAAAUAACUCAAAUUAACUACGUGUAACAGAGAAUCUCAAGAUCCCAGUUAAACAGUCGUUUAAGAUUCUUUAGAAGCCAGUUCAUGAUAUAACUACUAUUCUUGGAAAGGAAACUGGCUUGCAGCAAUUGGAAGCUUGCAUGAGUAGGUUUAAAUGCUUGUUAGGAGAAAGAAAAAGUGGUGAAGUAACAAGACUGGCCGUAAGUAGAAAGUAAAGCUGUAAGUUUUAAUUAAGUACACCCAUAAAAUGUAUUUUUAAACCAAUACAUUUACUCCUAGCAAUCCAACUGGUUUUGAAGUCUUAAUAUAUACUCUCUUUUGUUCCUCUGAAGACAUUUUAGCAGCAUCUAAGCCACUUCAGAUGAUGGGGGAGGGUAUGAGAGGGUAUUGCCAAUUUGAACGCCUUGCAUGUAAUUGACGAGAAAGAAAUGGCACUCUUUAGCAGGUAUUCCAUGUCCAUUUUUAUAAGUAAGGGGAGGGGAUGGUGGAGGAUGGAUUUCAGAGGGCUUGCUAUGAAGAGCCUCAGGAUUGGUGGAUGGCGUUGUUUGGCAUGGCCCCCUGCCAAGCACUUAUGUCUUUAUAUACUGUAAACAGAUGACCGACCAGUCCCGAGUGUGUCUCUGUGUUCACCCUCUCUUUCUGGCUCUCUCCAUCUUCUCUUUCUUCCCUUCUUCAUCUUUUCUGUAGACAUUCGCUGCAUCUGUACACCCUCAAGACUUUCAACAAGACCGGGCAAAAACAGCAAACACAUCCUCCUCCAUAAAAACUCUUGAGUCACUUUUCGAGAAACCGCCAGUCAAGCCUUCAGCUGUUUGUAGUGUCGGCGUGGGAGAAAGAAACCAUGUCUCAGCAGAUGUUGCUCUUGACGGUGGCGUCCAUGUGGCUUUUUGCCGGGUACUUUCUGGCAGAGGCAACAUAUUUGAACCACCAUAUGUACAACCGCUACCGUGCGUUCAAUCACCAUGCCAACAUGGACAAUCAGCUUCCUCCAGAGGUACCUGUGGUGAAAGAAGCAGUGGUGACAGAAGCAGUGGCCCCUCGCCCGGUCAACUUCAGUCGCACCUUUUAUGGGAUCAUGUUUGAUGCUGGCAGCACCGGCACCCGUAUCCACAUUUACAGGUUCAUUCAAAAAGACCCAGUGGAGCUUCCAGUGCUUGACAAUGAGAUGUACCAUGCCGUGAAGCCUGGACUGUCAGCGUAUGCGGAUAUGCCUGAUGUGGGUGGAGAAACCAUUAGGCAGCUGCUAAAGGUGGCAAAGAAGACGAUUCCGAAAGAGCAAUGGAUACAGACACCUGUGGUUUUGAAAGCCACUGCCGGCUUGCGCCUGCUACCUCAAGAAAAAGCCAAAGCCCUGUUGGAUGAGGUCAAAGAAAUUUUUGAUGACUCCCCUUUCUUUGUGCCAAACAACAGUGUCACCAUAAUGAAUGGCACUAAUGAAGGGGUCUUGGCAUGGGUUACAGUAAACUUUCUUACAGGUCAUUUGUAUGCUAAAACAAGGAAAACUGUUGGGAUCCUGGAUUUGGGUGGCGGUUCAACUCAGAUUACUUUCCUUCCUAAGUUAAAGAAAACUGUGCUGACUGCUCCUCCAGACUACAUUGCCAAAAUCAAUAUGUUCAACAGCACUUACGCACUGUAUACUCACAGUUACCUUGGAAAUGGACUAAUUGCUGGCAGACUGGCAACUCUUGGUGCUCUUGGUGCUGAUGGUCUUGACUGGAAAGUUUUCAGAAGUUCUUGUUUGCCCAAAAAAUUCAGAGAAGACUGGAGCUUUGGUGGACUCACCUACAAAGUCAGUGGGACCCCAGAUGGUUACGCUGGGUACAAGUUGUGCUACCAAGAGGUGAUGCGGGUGGUGAAAGGGAUUGUGCACCAGCCCUUUGAGGUCAAGGGAAGCAGCAUCUUCUAUGCCUUCUCCUAUUACUUUGACAGAGCUGUGGAGUCUGGUCUCAUUGACGGAUCUCGUGGUGGUACUGUGGAAGUCAGGGAUUUCAAAAAGAGAGCCAAAGAAGUGUGCAACAAGAUGACUAAAUACCGCCCGAUCAGCCCCUUUUUGUGCAUGGACAUGACCUACAUCACGUGCCUACUGAAAGAAGGAUUCGGCUUCAAGGAUAGCACUGUUCUGCAGCUUACCAAAAAGGUGAAUAACGUGGAGACAAGCUGGGCACUCGGCGCGAUCUUCGAUCAUUUCCACAAUCUCAACAUUCAUUAAAUCCUGCAGUCUUGUGGAUACUAGCUCAGGGGGCAAGCAGGGGGAAAUCUCACCUGGUCAAGCAGUCUCCCCCCUUCCUCCUCCCCUAUAACUCCAAAGUGAGUUUCAGAUCUGUCCUGCACUGCAGCCCUGUAUCACAACGCUCUCCUCCCUCACCAACUAAACAACCAGAGAACUGUUAACAAAGAAAUCACUAUAUUUUUGUAAAGAUGGCCAGGCCAGUCUGCUAUUUCUACUGUAUGUUUACAUUUUUUUUUCCAGCUGUUGUCUCAGACCCAUUCAAAGCUCUUGAUUCAUGCUGUUGUGCAGGAUAUUGUGCAGUGGGAUACAUGUAAAAACAUUGUGUUGAGUAGUACCUUCCGUAGCUUCUUCUACAGUAAUCUGUUAUUAGUAGUGCUUGCACAGUAGUGUAGUGUUGUUUUAGGUUAUGGUGAAUUAUAUUGAAAUUUCCAUGUAAUGCCUCUUCAUCUAGCACGUAACACUUUAACGUAGCUGGUAGAGCUACAGCCAUCGGUCUAUGUUUUAGAAAGUUGUUUGGGAACAGCAACUUAAACCGGGGAUGAUUGGACAGGUAGGGAUCAGAACAAAUCAAAUAUAGUCACUUUACAUGGGCACAUGAAUGCUGUUUUACAUAUAAAUGAAAAAUGCUUGUAUUUACACAUAUCUGUUUGAAUGGUAAGUUGUUUGAGUCAAGGUGGAACAUUUUCUGAAAGAUAAUGCUUUCCGUGAAAUUCUAUAGGUGCUUUUUUAAAACCAAGGUCUAACCAGCCAUGGUUUUUAACACUGAAUGGCAUGCAGUUUAAUACACUUGCACUGCAGCCAUUAUCAAAUAUAGGUAUCCUAUAAAUGCUCAAAUAACUACUGGUCAGAGGUUAUUAAAGUAGAUUACAUUACUGUAUUUAAAGUGGUUAUUUUUACAACAUGCAAACAGAGUUUUGAGGACUUUCAACCUCAUUUGUCUUUAAACUUGGGUUAGUUAUUGUGGAUUGUUUAAGGUAGUUUUAGGGGGUCAUUGUGGAACAGCGUUAAAACAUUCCUGUUGUGUGUAUGCACAGAUGCUCAGGUGUAUUUGGGCAGAAUCAGGUCAAAUUUGUUUGUUAAACGUGACAGGUGCAUACUGCUGACAGAUUUAGGAUCAGUGUCAGAAAGCAACAGCCUUUGCUCACUUGGCAGUAUCAUGUUAAGUGUGUUUUGUGAAUUAUUGUACAAAUAUUUAUUACAUGGAUACUUGCUGAAUAUGCAGUAUGGCGUUGUUGCAUUUCUUGUUAAUCCAUCAGCUUCUUUAAAGCAGCUUCAGUAUAUCUUUAUAUGUAGUUUUUCUAUGACUGUAUAUAAACAUCAGUAAUGUAACUUUUUUUUUUUACCAAUUGUGUCAAUGUAUGACAUGAAAUUAUCAUGUAAUGCGUUGCCAUUAUUAGAGGUAUUCUCUACAGCAAAUGCUAUAAAUAUGCUUUCCAAUUCAGUGUUGUGUAUGAAGUGAUAUUGUACAUGUAUGAAUAAAAUAUAAAUAAAAAAUCUUUUGUUGAAA